Messenger RNA from Porites evermanni, 420 nucleotides. The record is from the annotation of a GenBank genome assembly. NCBI's taxonomy places the organism in Eukaryota, Metazoa, Cnidaria, Anthozoa, Scleractinia, Poritidae.
ACGCUUCUUUACGGCUGUUCUCGGUACACAUUUUAUGCUGCAUCUCAGAAGUCAGUUGAUUUUGAUAAGAGCAGAGACGCCUGCAAAGUUCACGGAAGUGACCUUGUGUCUAUUGAAAGUAACGAGGAGUGGAACUUUCUCAAAGACACUUUAAACAAAUUUCCACAGAAUGGAACUGAAUACUAUAUUGGUUUAACCAAAGACAAACACGGAAGAUGGAGGUGGAUCAGUAAUAACACCACAGUGAAUGAAUCCUAUUGGGCAAAAGGCCAACCUAGUGGGGAUGAACAAAACCUUACAAAGUGUGCAAUAAUGUACAAAGAUUUUAAAAAGAACUAUGGUUUGUUCGAUGAUUUAUCCUGUUCCCUUAAAAGGCAUGGCUAUAUGUGUGAACGUGAGUACUAUGCCAUGUGGUUUUGA